This is a messenger RNA of Phoenix dactylifera (date palm), 1920 nucleotides long. The record is from RefSeq and is a predicted model, not a curated record. NCBI's taxonomy places the organism in Eukaryota, Viridiplantae, Streptophyta, Magnoliopsida, Arecales, Arecaceae.
AAAGCUAGGAACUGUUCAUCAGCUUUUUCUUACCCAAAUAGGUUCAACAACAAUGGCAGAGCUCCCACCGAAGCCCCACGCAGUGCUCAUCCCCGUCCCACUCCAGGGCCACAUCAACCCCGCCGCCUGCCUCGCCAUCAAGCUCGCCGCUAGGGGCUUCGCCAUCACCUAUGUCAACACCGAAGCGGUCCACCACCAGUCCUCCCGCGCCCGCCGCUCCGCCUCCUCCAUCGACCACGAUAUCUUCGCCGACGCCCGUGCUUCAGGCCUCGACAUCCGCUAUGAGCUCAUCAGCGACGGCCUCCCCAUCUCCUUCGACCGCGCCGCGAACCCCAUCCAAUUCCUGCACUCCCUCCUUUAUGUGUUCUCCGCCCAUGUCGAGGAGCUCAUGCGAAAGCUCACCCGAGCGGCAGGCCCCCCUAUCACCUGCCUCAUCGCCGACACCUUCUUCGUUUGGCCCGACACCAUCGCCAACAAGUUCGGCAUCCCCUACGUGUCCUUCUGGACAGAGCCUGCAGUCGUCUUCGCCCUUUACUACCACAUCGACCUUCUCAUCAAAAAUGGCCAUUUCGCUUCUCGUGAGAAUCGAAAGGACGCCAUAACGUACAUACCAGGGGUGCCGGCGGUCGAGCCGACCGACCUCAUGUCGUACCUCCAAGAGACGGAUACAACUUCGCUGCUGCAUCAGAUAAUCUUCAAGGCAUUUGAAGAAGCCAAGGGGGCGGACUUCGUGCUGUGCAACUCGGUGCAGGAGCUCGAGCCGGAGAUCAUAUCGGCCAUGCAGCAGGAGAAGCCAUUCUAUGCUGUUGGUCCACUCAUUCAAGCUGGAUUAUUCCCCGGAAUCUCUGUCAGAACGACCUUGCAGGUUGAGUCCGAUUGCUCCCAGUGGCUCGACUCCAAGCCGGCAGGCUCCGUCUUGUACGUUUCCUUCGGGAGUUUUGCCAACGUCAGCAAGCGAGACCUGGGGGAGAUCGCAUAUGGGAUUUUACACAGCAAGGCGAACUUUAUGUGGGUCCUUAGGCCAGAUAUCGUGAGCUCUGACGAGCACAAGCCAUUGCCCCAAGGAUUCUUAGAGGAGAGCCAUGGGAGAGGGAUCCUUGUUCCGUGGUGCUGCCAGAUGGAAGUGCUGUCGCACCCUUCAGUCGGAGGCUUCUUGACGCAUUGCGGGUGGAAUUCGGUAUUGGAGAGCAUCCGGUGCGGGGUCCCGAUGCUGUGCUUCCCGCUGCAAACCGAUCAGUUCACCAAUCGGAAAUUGGUGGUCAGGGAUUGGAAGGUCGGGAUCGACCUCGGAAGGAUUGAGGAAGUUAGUAGGGAGGAAGUGUCCAAGAGAGUGGACAGCUUGAUGGGAGGGGAAGAAGGGAAUGAGGCCAAGAAGAUGAUCGAGGAGGCGAGGAGAGCACUAGAGAGUGCGGUCGCUGCUGACGGUUCUUCGCAGAAAAACUUUGAUCAGUUUGUGGAGGAUCUAAUGGGAUAUCGUUCAGAGAACAGGACAAUGAAGUAAAGAUCGAUGGUCUUGCAGUGGGGUAUACUGUCUUGGGGGAUGGUACGGGAUUCGAUAUCGGAGAGCGUAUGGUACGGGAUUGGAAGGCCGGGGUCGACAUUGGAAGGAUGGAUGGGUUUAGUAGGAAGGAGAAGUGGGCAAUGAGGUGAGGAAGGAGGUUGAGAUGGUCGAGAGAACUUUGGAGACUCCGCUCACUCCUGAUGGUUCGUUCGUCCCAGAAGAACUUUUGAUCGAUUCAUUGAGGAUCUCACGAAACACAGUUCACAAAACAUGAUAAUAAAUUAAUUGAAGGUAGAAGGUAGUCUCGCAAUGGAGAAUGCUGUUUUUGAUUUGUGGUUCAAUAGCUUCAUAUCCUGUAACUUUGGAUUUCAAGUGCGAGAAGGGAUGGAAAUUAAGCAAUGGACGUGCUAUUAAGUGAA